Molecule: messenger RNA, 6538 nt
Organism: Corvus hawaiiensis (hawaiian crow)
Lineage: Eukaryota; Metazoa; Chordata; Aves; Passeriformes; Corvidae
Gene: PHLDB2
Product: pleckstrin homology like domain family B member 2
Exons: 22
Coding region: 680-4717 (1345 amino acids)
Biological process (GO): regulation of microtubule cytoskeleton organization
Cellular component (GO): basal cortex
Source: RefSeq, a predicted model, not a curated record
CCCCGGCUCGGCAGGGACCCCGCAGCUGAAAGGGACGGGGCUCCCUCCCUGUCCCUUUCGUCGCUUCUCCGUCUUUGUCCGGGUGUUCCCCCCCGGUUCUGCCGCGUCCCCGCUGGCGAACAAAGCCUCUGCCCCGGGGGCGGCGGGGACAUCCGUCCGAGGUCCGAGGAAGCAAGGAAGGAACGGCGGGGCUUGGCUUUGCUUGGUUUGGUUUUCCGUCGUCAAUAAUCUACCUGGUGGAGGGCAAGACGUGGGACAAGGCUCUUUGUCCACGAUCCUUUGUUCGGCUGGUGGCUUGUAAAGGCUCCUGCGGCUGUGCGAGGGCUGCCGUGCCCGGCGGGGAUGGGUUCCCGGGGCUGAGCCGGCGAUGGAUGCCGUCUCGGCAUCGCUGGAGUUUAGCAACAGGAACCCGGCGUUACGGCGGAUCGGCUUGCAGACGGAAAUCGGGGGUUUGGGCUCGGUCUCCCCUGACAGAUUUAGAGCUCCUAAGUCCUCCCUCGUGUAGCCCUGUCAGCAGCUGGGUGGCAUUCGGCGGCGCCCGGAGCCCCGCGCUCGGUGACAGAUGUGAAAUGUUGAGUGUCACUAGUUUUCUACGUCAAGUUGAACACGGCCUGAAAAGUCAAAAUUUAUCUGGUUCACUCAAAUUAGUGUCAUUUUAACCAUCCUGUAGAAGAGAAAUAUGAUGCCAAACAGAAGUAACCUCUCCUCCUUCCAGAAUGCUGGAUCAGAUUCCAGUAAGAUUAUGGCAGACUAUAGCCACUCACAAAAACAGAUGGAAUUACAAAAUGCUAAUUUGGGAAAGGGUUCUGUGGCGAAUUCCCUUGAAAAUGGUCUCCAGGAUAUUAUGGAAAACGUCAACACGAAGAAAUAUUCAUCAACUCUUAAAUUUAAAACAAAUGGGGACUAUGCUGGCUCUUAUUUAACCCUUUCACAACCUAUGCCAAUUAAACCUAAUCCUUCCUCCAGUGUUAAAAAUACACACUCUAUUAACAAAAUUCAAGGAGGCAAGCAGUUCCCCUGUGAAAGCCCGUAUCUUCCAGAUAAAAGCAUCUCUGUAAAACAUUUGGGUUCCAUAUCAGGCAUGUCUCCAUCCCUCAGUGGGUAUAGUUCAGGAAGGACAGAUUUUGAUAUUCAUGCCAGCAGAGAAAAUGAAAAAUCCCUUGGACACAUGGAUAAGUUUAACUACUCAAAGUACAGUCAGAGAAAUAAAUCUUAUGACAACAUCUACUUCCCAGGAAUGCUGGAGUCAAAGAAGAUCUCAGGCUCUCUCCUGACUAUGUGGAAUGGAAGCUCGGGGAACGAGCUGGUGCUCUCACCUGGUAGCAAUUCUGGGGCAGCCAGCAUGCCUUCCAGCCCAAAGCAAGGCAGGAGAAUGAAUGCUGAAAACAGUCUGGCCCUACACGUAAAGCCACUUAAGUACAAGGAUGUGAUGAUGGAAACUCUGGGUUCACGGCCUAGGAAAUACUCUGGUGGAUCUCUAAGUCAUAUGGGAAUGUACAGCCGUUCCCUACCCAGACUGUAUAAAUCAACAGAAAACCAGCUGGUGCCAUUAAGUUUGCCCCCCAGAAGCUCUCUGGGUAAUAGUAAAAGGAAAAAACUUGGAGAAAAAGAUCUACCUCAGAAUGCUUUCGAUGCUGAUAAUUACCUGAAUUUUUCUUCUUGCAGCUCAGGGGUUUUACCACAUGCAAACUCUGUCUCUGGGAGUAAUCCCUAUGUCAGUUCAACUCUUAGUGUUCCUGCAAGCCCUCGAAUUGCUAAAAAGAUGCUUUUAGCACCUUCUUCCCCGUAUCUCCCCGAUGAUUUUGAUAGACUUGGACUCUCAGGAACAAGUCCCAGUAGUUCUUUCUCCCCAGUGGAUUUUGACAGGUCAUUCUCUGUCCGAAGAAACCUUUCCACCAGUUCCAUGGAACUUGAUGACCCAGAUCUGGAAACUUACAGACAGACACCAAAUUCUCUGCAAAUGUCCAUGCGAGAGCGGAAGAACAGCAUUAGCUCAAUUUCAGGAAGGGAAGACCUCAUGGACUAUCACAGGAGGCAGAGGGAAGAGCGACUUCGGGAGCAGGAGAUGGAACGGCUGGAACGACAGCGGCUUGAGACAAUCCUCAGUCUGUGUGCAGAAUACUCCAAAUCUGACAGCGACCCUGCUGCAGCUACUACAGUUGCUGAUGUUCAAAAAAUUAACAAAGAACUCGAAAAACUUCAGCUCUCUGAUGAGGAUUCCGUGUUCGAAGACUCCCAGAUGAAUCUGGAAACGAGGUUCAGAAGCCACUUGAAAUCAUCUGCAAGCGACUCGGAUUUCUCGGAGCUGAGCAGCCACAGCCGUGGCACUGCUGCUUACCUGCCCUCGCGAGGGCUGAGAGCUGAUGAGCACUUCAAUGAAGGCACCAAGCCCCUGCCUUUUGCUGCUCCCAGCUUCCUGAAGGACACCACCGAGUCAUCCUACCUAAGCAUCACACCAAAGAUACCAGAAUGCACCAGUGAAGAGCAGAGAAGGCAGGAGCUUGGUCAACUGGAGGAGGAGCGCAUAGUAAUACUGAAUAACUUGGAAGAACUUGAGCAGAAGAUCAAAGAUUUAAAUGACCAGAUGGAUGAGUCCUCAAGAGAGUUGGAUAUGGAAUGUGCCCUUUUGGAUGGGGAACAGAAAUCUGAAACAACAGAGCUGCUGAAAGAGAAGGAAAUAUUGGAUCAUCUAAACAGAAAAAUAGCUGAACUGGAGAGAAAUGUUAUUGGUGAAAAGACAAAGGAAAAAUUAAAACUUGAUGCUGAGAGGGAAAAACUAGAGAGGCUUCAGGAGCUUUACUCCGAGCAGAAGACGCAGCUUGAUAAUUGCCCUGAGUCCAUGAGGGAACAGUUACAGCAGCAGCUGAAGAGGGAUGCUGAUAUUCUGGACAUAGAAAGCAAACACUUUGAAGAUUUAGAAUUUCAGCAGCUUGAACACGAAAGCAGGUUAGAUGAAGAGAAGGAAAAUCUGACACAACAGCUCCUGCAUGAAGUAGCUGAAUAUCAGCGCAGCAUUGUCAGUAGAAAGGAAAAGAUUUCUGCUCUCAAAAAACAAGCCAAUCAUAUUGUCCAACAAGCACAAAGAGAACAAGAUCAUUUUGUAAAAGAGAAAAACAACUUAAUAAUGAUGCUGCAAAGGGAAAAAGAAAAUCUCUGUAAUCUGGAAAAGAAAUAUUCCACACUUUCCGGAGGAAAGGGAUUUCCUGUCAGUCCCAAUAGUCUGAAAGAGGGCUAUAUCAGUGUAAGUGAAAUUAGUGAGCUGUAUGGCAAUUCCACGAAUAUAUCCCCUUCCACUCAGACCCCCUCAGAUGUUGAAGCAGUUGCCACUGAGCCUUCCACGGCUGUGCUGACGAGCCAGCCACAAAAUAAAGAGCUAAGAUCACCUCUCUGUUCUGGAUUUGUGUUUCCUCACUCUCUUUCUCCUCGCUCUAUUGCUCAACUUCCAUCAGUCCAUUGGCCUGAGGUCAUGGCUACUCAUGUAGAUCCUAUUCCUUUAUCUGAUACACCUCCACCUCUGCCAGCUAAGAAACACCGCAGGCAACAACAGCAUUUCAGAAAUCUGGAGGAGCGCAAGAAGCAGCACAGGGAGUGCACGUACCUGAGCGAUACUUUACCCCGCAAGAAAACUGCCCCGUCUGUGUCUCCCCACUUCAACAGCGCCACGCUGGGACGCAACAUCACAAACAAAGGACAUUUACCAUUAGGACAGAGCAACAGCUGUGGCAGUGUACUUCCUCACUGCCUGGCAACCAUGACCAAAGACUCGGAGUCGAGAAGGAUGCACAAAGAAGCAAUUAGUCAUUCCAAAGGUUCGAGCAUGAAAGGGUACAACCAUCAGCGCAUCUGUGAAAACCAAAGGCAGAAGUCUCCAGAAUUCUACAGCAGAACAGCAUCAGAAUCCAAUGUGUAUUUGAACAGUUUCCAUUACCCAGAUCGUAGUUACAAGGACCAUGCCUUUGAUACAUUAAGCUUAGACAGUUCUGACAGUAUGGAGACAAGCAUAUCAGCGUGCUCACCAGAUAACAUUUCCAGUGCUAGCACUUCAAACGUUGCAAGAAUAGAGGAGAUGGAGAGACUUCUCAAACAAGCGCAUGCUGAAAAGACUCGGCUUCUUGAGACCAGGGAACGGGAGAUGGAAGCUAAGAAAAGAGCCCUGGAAGAAGAAAAACGCCGCAGAGAGCAACUGGAGAAAAGACUGGAGGAAGAAACAAGCCAGAGGCAAAAACUAAUUGAAAAGGAAGUCAAAAUACGUGAGAAACAAAGAGCACAGGCCCGUCCCUUGACUCGCUAUUUGCCUGUUAGAAAGGAAGACUUUGACCUACGAAGUCACAUUGAAACAGCUGGGCACAACAUAGAGACCUGUUACCACAUUUCUCUCACAGAGAAGACCUGCCGAGGCUUUCUGAUUAAAAUGGGAGGAAAAAUUAAAACAUGGAAAAAACGGUGGUUUGUUUUUGACAGAAACAAGAGAACUUUUACUUAUUAUGCAGACAAACAUGAAACUAAAUUAAAAGGUGUAAUAUAUUUCCAAGCUAUUGAAGAAGUCUAUUAUGAUCAUCUAAAGAAUGCAUAUAAGAGUCCCAACCCAUUGCUGACUUUCAGUGUUAAGACCCAUGACCGCAUCUACUACAUGGUUGCUCCUUCUCCAGAAGCCAUGAGGAUCUGGAUGGAUGUCAUUGUUACAGGCGCAGAAGGCUACACCCACUUCAUGUUGUAAUAAAAGGGGAGCGAUAGGGCAUCCUGCAAUAACUAAUGAAGUUAGCCAUACCUAGUGACAGCUGAAAAGCCAGUGAAUACCCUGAAAUGUCCUCCUUAUGAUGUGCACCUGAAACCUCAGAUUGAGAGGGGGUUAAAAAUGCAUUGAAAAGGGAGGCUUGUUACCUGUUUUAGUUGAUUUUAAUAGGAAUGAACAAGCUAAAGCUGUUGAGAGAAUCACAGUGCUCCAAAAUGGAUAAUCAGGCAAUUUUAAUUACAGCAUCUUGAUUGAAUGAUAAGUUUCUAUAAAUUCUCUUAUACAGAGAAUGUCUUCAUAAACUUACACUGAGCAGUUUACAAGUAUGUGUGUUCUCAUUGGUAUGCAAAAAUUCUAGUUGUGAAACAAAAAGGUGUACUAAGCAUAUAUUUUAAUAUGCAACAUUUGACAUUUGUAGAUAAUUAGGUGACUUUUUAAAACUUUUAGUCAAGUAUUUUAUAAAAAUACAAACAAGGAGUAGCCCUAAGGUACACACAGUUCUUGCCUUAGUAGUUAAGUGUUACAACAGAGCCAAAGAGUUAUACAAUUCCCUUAUGUUUUCAUAUUGUUAGUUGUACCUAACUUUCUGUAAGGGGACAGUGCCAAAACUCUUAAUGACCUUUAAUGUAAUUAAAUUGUUAUGAUAUUCUGUGUGUUCAAGCACUUAGUGGCAACAACUGUAUGUUUAAAGUUUGCAUCUAUGGAGCUCCACAAAAAAAAAAAAAAAAAGAAAAGAGAAGAGAAGGAUAGCUUUAUAAAGAUGCAUUUUUUUCCACAAGGAUGAGAAAUGGAAACACAUGUAUUAACUUCCUCAUAAAGAGGGGUUUUUUUCAUCUUCCCUGUUGAAUAGAAUAAGCUGAUUCUGGACCCUACAGCAAUCUUCUUUCAUGUAGUAAGGUCCCAGUGUGGUUCUAAUCUUACUCUUUGCCAAGUGAACGCUCUAUUGAAAUAUCUGAAACAUUGCCUGCCUUGAAGCCAGCACCAAAAUCUCUACCUAUCUGAAUUCUUUGGAGCCAAGCUUUCAGUCACAGAGAGUUGUUUUGUUGUUUAAUGUAUAUCUGCACAGAAUAAUGCUGUCUAAUAUAAUAAAAAGAGAGAGGUGAGUUCUAAGAGUUUACACUAAGCAGUGUAUGAAUAAAAACCCCCGAAAGUUUGAAGUAGUAGGGAUUGAGAUUCCUAAAACGGCAAAAAUACUGAGGGUGCAGUGGUCUCCCAUUUUAAAAUCACCUCCAAGUCCUGGAGUAAUAUUGCAAAAAUAUAAAUUAUUUAAUUGAAAUGAACUUCAAGAAAGUCUCAUAUUAUGACCUUAAAGGGGUUCUAUUUCAGUAAUCAAAACUUACACGCUCUGUGGUUUGUGUACUAGAAGAAAGCACAUUAACCUUUUUUUUUUUUUCCCCUUGAUGAAAAGUUAAUGGUUUUUGAUUAAACAAAUAAACUGAAAACAGAAUAGAAGUAUGCUGGCAGAAUAUUUUUGUUAUACUUCUAAAACCCUGUAACUGUAAUGAACAGGUUUGUGGUAUACACAGGUGAUGUGGUUGUUCUAGCAUGACAAACAUCAGUUUCGACUUGAAUCAUAAAAGAAGAGACUGUUGUUGCAAGAUAAUUGUUAUCAUCUGUGCAGAUCACAGCCUGUAAUCUAUAAUUUAAAACACUAUCAGAAAUAAAUUGCUUUUGUUUAUACAGUUAUUAUUUUUCCCUGAUGUAUCUUGAUUUUAUUCCUAAGUAUAGUUAUAAAGGUUUUCUAAUAAUGAUUUUUGUAUCCUGCAUGAUGCAAUGAAGGCAUUUCAAUAAACAUUUUUAAAAAUA